Aspergillus lentulus is the source of this 882-nucleotide messenger RNA. NCBI's taxonomy places the organism in Eukaryota, Fungi, Ascomycota, Eurotiomycetes, Eurotiales, Aspergillaceae. The record is from RefSeq and is a predicted model, not a curated record.
AUGGCCUCAAGCCUCCCUUCGAACGGCCGCCUCGUCAACAUGGGCACUCGCUCUCUGGCGCUCUACACUCAUGGCCCAGAGCCCAGCAGCUCCAAAGAUCCCGUCGUACUAUUUAUCUCGGGCGUGCCAAGCGAUGUCCUCCACUGGCAAGCCGUGGUGCGGCUGCUGUGUCCCUCGCAGCGAAGCUACACUUACGACCGUUCCGGCUAUCACAACUCAGAGGCCUCGCCGCUCGCUCCCUCGGCCGAGAACGUUGCGCGGGAGCUCUCCCUCCUGAUUGAAAACGCUCCCAUCCCGAACCCGCUGAUCCUUGUAAGGCACUCGUGGGCCGGCAUGCUCAUACAUUACGCCCUGGUGAUGAAUGUGAGCGAUCCGAUUUUCUGGACUGUUGCCGCGGAUGUUGAUCCAUACUCUGCCUGGGGCGUAGAGGCGGAGCACAAGUUGACGCGGGAGAAGUGGGACGCAUUCAGGGCGGCCGAAGCAGCCGAGAAGUACAAGCUGAUUGCACGCAAGGAGGACUUCGAGAACUACAUGCCAAAUUUCGAGACACUGCGGAAGAAGGAGCUGAGUAAGAAGCAGCCACUGGUUGGAGAUAAAUCGGGUUAUGUGAUUGUUGGCACACGAAGCAGGGAUUGGGGUGGAUUGUACAAGGCGGGCGUAGCUAAAGGGAAUGGGACUGAGGAGCAGAGGAGCUAUGUGAGAGAGUUGAUCAAGACGGUCGACGCCAAGAAUGAGGGUCUCAUGAAGAAAUCCUUGAAACUGUCUACGAAGAGCGCGCCUGUCUUCGCCACCGAGAGUGGUCACUGUCUCCAGAUGGCUCAGCCGGAAUUCGUUGUUGAUGGAGUGAAAUGGGUCUUACAUAACCUACCGGCAUCUUCUUAG